Molecule: messenger RNA, 1016 nt
Organism: Rotaria sp. Silwood1
Lineage: Eukaryota; Metazoa; Rotifera; Eurotatoria; Philodinida; Philodinidae
Source: the annotation of a GenBank genome assembly
AACAAGGAACUCUUGAUUACAAGCCGGAUCCUACAGCGGCUGCAACAGCAUUACAUGCUGCCUGUUUUAAUAAUAACUUGGAUAUUGUUAAAUAUUUGAUUAGCAAAGGAGCAAACUAUUUUAUAAGAAAUCAGCUCGGUGAAACACCCAUUCAGAAUAGUAUAGGUCAUCAAGCAAUACAUGACUUCUUUAAGGAUUAUCUCGUAUCUACAUACACUAACUUAUCAUAUGCUUCUUUACCAAAUGAAACUAUUCUAGAGUGUUAUGAUCGAAGACCAACCAACUGUAUUUGGGAAUAUAAACCAGUAAAAGAAUUUGAAUGGGAAGAAUUUACCAUUACCGAGCAUAGUACUUUAUGUGCUGCUUUAAUACCUGGUGCAAACAACCAAUCGUUUAAUACAACAACUUACUUAAGUGCUCGACAAAGUACAUACAGUGUACAACUAUUGACAUUUCUUCGUGGAAGUAAAAAUCAAGAACCAAAUCCAUCAAACAAAGAUGGUUUAGCAUGGAUUCGAUGUCGCGGAUCGAGUAUAGCUAAUUUUGAUAUUCAUUGUGUUUGGCAAUUGAUGUUUGUCAAAUAUAAUACAAAAAAACAAUCUCAGGCAGCAUCAUUGGAACCUCCAUCAGAUAAAACAAUAUUAGGUUUUAUUCGAUGGAUACCUAAACUUAUUGCAAAUACACCUAAUGAUCAAAAUAGCAUCAAGAUAUUGGAUAAUUUUAAGAUGAUCAAUAAUUUUAAUCCAAUACCUUUGACAACAAAACGAUUGGAACAAUAUAACGGAUCGAAAUCAACGAUGGUAGGAAGCAUGACUACAACUGAAGAUAAUGAAAAUGAAGAAAUCAAUCCGAUGACUGAUUUACGAAUAACUAUAAAGGGAGUGGAUGAUGAUGAUGAUGAUGACAAUAGUGCAUAUUCGACUUCUUCGAUUACUAAUCUUGAUACUUGGAGCAUUACUGACCUUCUGAGCACUGAUUUUCAAUCAACAUGUGAACACCAUAAGAAUCGAGGUUAG